Messenger RNA from Rhea pennata, 5572 nucleotides. It is a transcript of the gene HOOK1, whose product is annotated as hook microtubule tethering protein 1. Bases 25 to 2181 code for a protein of 718 amino acids. Gene Ontology annotation, biological process: cytoplasmic microtubule organization; cytoskeleton-dependent intracellular transport. The record is from RefSeq and is a predicted model, not a curated record. Gene Ontology annotation, cellular component: cytoplasm; centrosome. Gene Ontology annotation, molecular function: microtubule binding; dynein light intermediate chain binding. The transcript has 22 exons. NCBI's taxonomy places the organism in Eukaryota, Metazoa, Chordata, Aves, Rheiformes, Rheidae.
GCCGGCGGUGCCGCCGCCGCCGCCAUGGAGGCGAAGCCGAGCGACCUCCCGCUCUGCGACAGCCUCAUCCUGUGGUUGCAGACAUUCAAUACUGCUGCGCCUUGCAGAGAUGUUCAGGAUUUGACUAAUGGUGUAGCAAUGGCCCAGGUACUUCAUCAAAUAGAUGUUGCCUGGUUUGAUGCAUCUUGGCUAAGUCGUAUUAAAGAUGAUGUUGGUGACAACUGGAGAAUAAAGUCCAGUAAUCUGAAGAAGAUACUACAAGGAAUUAUGGACUACUAUCAUGAGUUUUUGGGUCAGCAGAUAUCAGAAGAACUUAUUCCUGACUUAAACCAGAUAUCUGAGAAUUCAGAUCCCACCGAACUGGGCAGGCUUCUGCAGCUUAUUUUAGGUUGUGCAGUCAACUGUGAAAGGAAGCAAGAACACAUACAGAAUAUCAUGACACUAGAAGAGUCUGUUCAACAUGUUGUCAUGACUGCUAUUCAAGAGCUCAUGAGCAAGGAAAUAAUGGGUCCUUCUACAACUGAUGCAUCAAGUGAAAUGGAACAGCAGCUUAAAAGAGCUUUGGAAGACCUUCAGGAAGCACUAGCAGGAAAAGAAGAGUUGGCGCAGAGAUGUCAAGAGCUAGAUUUACAGGUGGCUGCCCUUCAGGAUGAAAAAAACAGCUUAAUGUCAGAAAAUGAGGUUAUGAAUGACAGGUUAGAGCAAUUAGAUGACUCUCUUGAUGAUCCAAAUACUAUGGUUGCAAGAAAGUAUUUUCAUGCACAGUUGCAGCUGGAACAGCUUCAAGAAGAAAACUUCAGGCUUGAAGCUGCUAAAGAUGAUUAUCGUGUCCAUUGUGAAGAUCUAGAAAAACAAUUGAUUGAACUGCAACAUAGAAAUGAUGAACUAACCUCUUUGGCAGAAGAAUCUAGAGCCCUGAAGGAUGAAAUUGAUGUUCUUAGGACUACUGCAGAUAAAGCAAGUAAGCUGGAGUCAACUGUUGAAGUGUACCGUAAAAAGCUCCAGGAUCUGAAUGACUUUCGUAGACAAGUGAAAUCUUUGCAGGAAACGAACAUGAUGUAUAUGCAUAACACAGUCAGUUUAGAGGAAGAACUAAAGAAAGCCAAUGCAGCACGUACCCAAUUAGAAACGUAUAAAAGACAGGUCCAGGAGCUUCAUAACAAACUAUCUGAAGAAUCAAAAAGAGCUGAUAAACUAGCAUUUGAAAUGAAGCGACUUGAGGAAAAACAUGAAGCUUUAAUCAAAGAAAAAGAGAGACUGAUUGUGCAAUGUGAUGCUUUAAAAGAAACUAAUGAAGAGCUCCGGUUUUCACAGAUGCAACAGGAUCACUUAAGCCAAACAGAUACAUCUCAUGCUAAAAGUCAUGAUAAUCUUGCUGCUGAAAUUCUGCCAGUGGAAUAUAGAGAAAUGUUUAUUCGACUGCAGCAUGAAAACAAGAUGCUUUUGUUACAACAAGAGGGAUCAGAAAACGAACGUAUUACAGAGCUCCAGGAACUGCUGGAGCAGAAGAAUCGAACAGUGAAUGAACUAGAAACUGAAAAAAGGCUAAAUGAAGAGCGCAUUGGAGAGUUACAACAGCAGAUUGAGGAUCUACAGAAGACUUUACAGGAGCAGGGAUCCAAGACCGAAGGAUCUAGCAAUCUGAAGCAGAAGUUGGCAGCACAUAUGGAAAAGUUGAAUGAAGUUCAUGAUGAGUUAGAGAAGAAAGAGGCUCUUCUUGCAGAACUCCAGCCUGAUGUUAAUCAGAACUCCCAGAAGAUUGGAGAGCUGGAAGCAGCUUUGCGUAAAAAAGAUGAAGAUAUGAAAGCAAUGGAAGAAAGAUAUAAAAUGUACCUUGAGAAAGCAAGAAAUGUGAUAAAAACAUUAGACCCCAAGCUAAAUCCAGCAUCAGCAGAAAUUAUGUUGCUCAGAAAGCAGAUAACAGAAAAAGAUAAAAGAAUUGAAGCAUUGGAGGCUGAAUGCAAGCUUGCUAAGUUACAUGAUUAUGAGGAAAAGCUAAUUGUAUCUGCUUGGUAUAACAAGAGUCUAGCUCUCCAGAAGCUAGGUAUGGAAGCUAGACUGAUUGGCAGUAGUGGUGCCUGCAGAGAUGGUCCUGGACGCUCCUUCCUAGCGCAGCAACGUCAUGUCACCAAUACCAGAAGGAAUCUCACUGUUAAAGUACCUGGUGCAACAUCUGAUUAAAUCACAAGGAGAACUUGUAAGCUAAAGUGUCCUUAAUUAAAUAUUUUGUAGUUUCCACUUUAACUACUUAACGAAAGAGGAGGUUAGAAUGGUGGGCAGCUGCAAAUUCAGCACCAGAACCUAUGGAGAAGUGAUUCAUCUGAUCAGUGAUAUUUAAAAAGUAGCACAUACUUUUCCAAGUAGAAAUAGAUUUCAGAACUGCAGUAUGUAUUUACAAGCACAACUUAAAUAUUGAUAUUUGACUUCUGAAUAUAUUGUAGAUAUAAAAAUUGGCACUGUAUGUUUUACACUUUAUUUAAUGUGUUUGGGCUGCAGAGUUGACAUUUAUAAUGGGAAAACGUUAUGCAAAAAAGUACUUCAGGAAGCUGGCAAUAUUGAGCAUUUUUGUUGGGCUCUUUUAAAAAUAAUUUUAGAAGAUUGACAACAUGCUUCAAAAAUGCUAUUGAGAAUAUAAGAGUACAAUUUCAGAAGCAAGAAAAUGUUUGCAUCCAUAGAAAAUUGUAGUAAUUUCAGGACUAGUUAUGUGACAGGAAGCAGACUAUAUCAUCUCAACCCAGAGGCAAAAUUGUAAGUUUAUUUAAAUUUUUUUAUUUAAAAAGACUUGUGCAUAUACACACUAAGGAAGAACUUCUUUUAAGGUACUGAAUUCACUAAAGCCAAAUAAGCUGUCUUUUCUUCCUACUUAAGAAUAAAAAGCUAAUGUGUGAAUUGAAAAACCUGGGCUAUGUUUUAGAAGUUUAGGGUUUUGUGCACUGCUUUGACUUGUGCAGAGGGGGUAGGUGGGAAGGAACCCCUUAUUUUCCAGCUUUACCAUCUUGUGCUUAAAAAUCAAGCUUCCUGUUUUUUAAUUAUUUAAUUAUUUUGAAGUAAUUGUGCUAGGCAAAUUAAUGAAAGAUAGCUUUUCUAAUCCUUGGGAGCCAAGAUUGUUUGCAGGCAGGGAGAAAACUGCCUAAACUACAGUGAAUCUAGUGUCUGUGUCUGGGAAGAUGAAAUCAGGAUUGGUAGCUGAAACUUGACGGGUGCAGUUUCACCACUUUUCAUAAAAUUUGUGUCACUUUACAAAAUGUCUGAUUUUUAUUGUUAACUGCAUUUAAAAAAAAAAUGUGAACAUCAUUGGCUCUUCUUUAUAAACUGUCUAGAGCAAUUCGUGAGUCAACUAAAGUAAAACUGCAGCAGCCCUUAAAAUAAGAUGAAUAUGCUUACAGUAGGAAUGUGAGGGUGCAGUACCAGCCUGUAAGCUAGUAUGAAAGUCAUCUGCAUGAGUGAAAGCAUGUGGCUGUCUUCACACUGAAAGCCGUGUUUGGUUGGAGAGCUAGGUUCAGCUUUGCUUUGCGGAAUUGGGGUCAGUAUUUUCAGGAUGCUUUUGAGUUGUGAAUUUUGAGUAAUCUUGAAUUUUGCAUGCCCUUAAGUGAGGCCUGUUCUUUAAUUUCUUCCUUCCCCAGCAUCUUGCAUUCUUUAUUGGGCAUUGUAUGUGGCACAAGUGGAAAAUGGGAAUAUUCAUGUUUAACGUUUAGUUAGUGUUGCUUCUUAAUUGCGGUGAUGGUUUACAGUAUUAUACACUUAGACAUUCAACUAAGACUACUUCUUGCAAAACUUAUGCCUGUACAAGGUAUUAUUUAUAAGCCAGUCACAUGCUAGGUGUAGUAUGAGCAGUGAAUAUUCUGAACAAGCUGCUUUUGGAGAACUGUCUGUCAGGUUGUGUUCUUUGGGACUCUGUGCUGCUUUUGACUACCUCUUAGGUUUUGUAGUCUUCUGCUGCUGCACUGAUAUUACUGGGAAUUUUGUAUUUUUAAGAUAUGAUUGCUUGUUAUCUAUUAGUGGUGUGGGAAAUGGUGGUGGCAGUGGAAUGUGAGUAGGUCUCGACAAGAUGCUUACAUUUCUGAAGCCUGGUACUUCGGUAUGUUCUAGUGAAACGUGGAACAACUGUCACUAACUGUGUUGAAUGGGUCUCUUCACCCUCAUUCUUCACAGCACAGAAACUUCCAUGGAUGUGCUUCAAAUGUUCAUCUAGCUAGUAGACUUGAUGCAUCUGUCAUACUUUUUACAAUAGCAGAGUUGUGUCAGUAGUCAUACUGGGUGCUUAGUAGAAACCUUGGAGCAAAUGUCUUUGUACACUUCUCAAAACUGCAGACCCUGGGAUCACAAAUAACCAAUGAGCUCCCUAUCCUUUAAUUGGAGCCUUCUCUCCUGAGUAGAGAUGAAACUAAAAUUUAAUGCCUAACCAUAGACAAGGGCCAGCUUUUUUCCAGGCGGUGUAUCUCUAAUAGCCUUAUUGGGGAUGCCAAAAAUAAUUCAGGUGUUUGGGUAUGAGAUGAAAUUUUACUACUUGGUAUUUUUUUGUUUAACUAUUAAAACUUAAGCCUGUGAAUGUAAUUUUAUUUAGCAUCUCUUUGGGAUUUUGAGAACCCAGAAAAGAGCAGCUGUUACGUAACUGGUUAAACCUGGGUUACUUCCUGUGAACGAGGGACUGAUCUGUAGAAAUAAAUAUUUGAUUAUAAACCAUGGCGUUGUGUUCGCUUCAGCUCAUUUAGGGUGUGCAGAAAGGUUGAUGAGAAUAAGUAUCACUUUGUUAACUUUAUUAAUGUCAAACACGCAGUUAAGCUGUUAGUAGCUUUCUUGUGUGUAAGAUGUAGUGACAGAAUAGUGUAAAUACACUGGCUUUUUUUUUUUUAAGGCACUAUUGUUGAGCUAUGGCUAUUGAGGCAGUACAAAGAAAGAGGCUCAGAUAUCACAGUUAUGAGCAGAAUUAAAUUAUGAGAUGAAAUCAUUGAACAUUGCUGAAUCUAAUCAGCACUAUGAAUAAUUUUGGUCAAUUUCCAGGAAAAGGGUAAUAUAGGUCCAAAGAAGCAAAAAUAGUUUGACUGAGAGUUUACUUGUUAAUUAGUAAUUUUUUAAAGUGAGAUUAAGAAUAACCACUAUGAAGCAGGACUGUUUUUGUGUCAAUAAUACACACUUUAGACUAAUAAUUAGAGCUUCUUACUAAAGGUGUAUCAGGCAGCAGUUUUGAGAAGAUUCUUUUCAAACAACUGUAUUUUAGUGGAUUAAGAAGUAUUCACUGAAAAUGUUCACCUAACUAAAUUUCUUUAUUUAACAAAGGUAAACAACUAUUCUAUUUUCUACAAUAUACAUUUACUUGGAAGUAAGUAAUAUAAGCAAUACUGAUGUUUUACUUAAGUAGCCAUAGAUAGUCCAGGAAUUAGAAAAUCAAAAUGGGUAUUUAGCAGUUGAUAAUGUCUAGUGAAGUAACUUUCUCAAUGCUUUUUUUUUUUUCCUCUUCCAGAGGAAAAGCUGGAGUUAAGGUUUUCAGUGUAUCAGUGUCUACAUCUUCUGUUUAAAACAAAUGUAAACACUGUGUUGCAUAGAACUUGAAAAAUUGCACUAAUUUUUAAAU